Molecule: messenger RNA, 1362 nt
Organism: Thelazia callipaeda (thelaziosis nematode)
Lineage: Eukaryota; Metazoa; Nematoda; Chromadorea; Rhabditida; Thelaziidae
Source: the annotation of a GenBank genome assembly
AUGAGGGAGUAUUUUUGCAAGGACUCGAAAGAUAAUUCUUCAUUGAUUGAUGAUAAUAGUGAUUGGCAGUUGAAGUAUCGGUCUAUUUUUACAUAUGCUCCGUAUAAUGAUCUCGACCGAAUGGGUUAUGUCGCGCCAAAGCGCUAUCCUACGCAGAUAGGCCCUCGCUACAACCGGUACUUAUAUUCACUGGCUGGAAGAGAAAUAACGAAGAUUGAACCACCUACCAUUCACACAGAGAUAGUAGAAAUAAUUUUUGUUGCGUUAUCAAUUUUAUUAUUUUUAAUGACUCUUCCUCUGUCCCUAAUUUUCUCUAUCAAGUUCGUUGGAGAUUUUGAGCGUCUUGUUGUGCUUCGGCUUGGUCGAGCACAAAAAGCGCGAGGACCGGGUGCAACAGUUAUACUGCCCUGUAUAGAUACUUGUACAAAAGUAGAUCUGCGGGUAAAUGCAUUUAAUGUACCGCCGAUGCAAGUAAUAACUAUUGAUCGGGGUUUAGUCGAACUUGGAGCUACCGUUUUGUUACAAGUAAAAGAUGCUCUGGCAUCCGUAUGCGCUAUACAAGAACAUAAUCAAUCUAUCCGUAUUUCAUCCAUUGCUACGUUGCGUCGUCUAGUAUGUAAACGACAUGUCAGUGAUAUCACAUCGAGUAUGGGCCGAAAACAAUUGUGCGAGAACCUGCAGCUUGAACUUGGUGUACUUACUGUUGCGUGGGGUAUUGAAAUUAUCAAAGUAGAACUGUCGGAAGUAAAAGUAAUUAAAGAAGGCGAGAAUAUGGCUCUAAGCAUUUUCAGUAAGGUACUGAAGUCCGAAGUAGGCUCUCAAAUUAUGGAAACAUUAACAGGGGCUGCCCAGGAUUUUGUGACAUUGUCAAAUGUGGAAAAGCAGGAACGAGAUCAAUAUUUAAAGCAGCAGACAGAUCGAUGCCAAGAAACAGCAAAGCAUCUGAAAAUUGAUCUGUCAGGCUUAUCUGAGAAAGAUUCACACGAAGAAAAGAAUUCUGGAUAUAGUUUGAAUGAUUGCUUGGAUACUCUAGAUAUUGAUAUUGACCACUUGCUUUGUUCUUUAACGAUGGUUAUUGACGAACAAUUGGUUACUUCUGUAGGGCAUAUUUUCCAAGUGUACUGCACUGAGUUUGGCGAGUUUUAUAUCGAUUUAAAGAAUGGCGCAGGGCAGUGUUGUAAUGGAGUUAAUCCAAAAGCUGACGUAACAUUCUAUUUAGAUCGUGAACUCCUAUUUAAAAUCAUUCGAGGAAAAGUGACUCCAAUUCAAGCUUAUACGAAUGGCUCUAUACGGAUCGUAGGUGCGGUGAAAGCAGCUCUUAAGCUAACAUUAUUGUCAGACCGUUUUAACUGUUUACUCUAG